Molecule: messenger RNA, 669 nt
Organism: Striga asiatica
Lineage: Eukaryota; Viridiplantae; Streptophyta; Magnoliopsida; Lamiales; Orobanchaceae
Source: the annotation of a GenBank genome assembly
AUGCGGCCGGGCCGUAAAAGGGCCGGGUCAAGUUGUUCUAUGUGGUUGGUUGUGAAUAUUAUGAUACGUUCAUCCCCACAGCUCGACCAAAGCCCGUCUAUGAAAUUCAGCAGCCCUGAUAAGUUAACUCAAAACCAAAAUCUCACCAUUCUCAUUUCACACUUCAAUUUCGAUCUCGUCUUGUUCACCAGAUUCCAACACAAUCGCAGCAGAAGAUUCGAAACUCGCACCACACUCUUUACCCUUGUCAGCUCCAAUCUCCUCAAGAAACCCAAUCAAGAUUUUCAAGGCAUUAGCAGCCUCAUCUUUCUUAAGUAUCCUUUCACUCAUCUCCUCAGCUCGUCAAAACCGAGACCAGUCUCCAAAUUCGACUCAACGCCAUUAGUCACAUCCAAGGUUAGCUUUUUCUGCUCGAGGAACUUAAUAAGGCCCUCGAGCGAAUUUGUAGGAUCGUCACAUUUCAAAAGCUGUUCGCCAACUUCAGCUGGGGUCACCUUGGUUGAAGCUAUUAGUGAUUCGGCUUUGGGCACGAGCAAGUGUUCUGUAGUUCCAAGUUUUUUGCCAGCAAUUGGAAGCCACAUGGAGUACAGUAGGACAUGUGGAUGUGAACAUCCAUGCGGCCGGGCCGUAAAAGGGCCGGGUCAAGUUGUUCUAUGUGGUUGGUUGUGA